CAUACAUUAAACCCGUCAUAACUUCACACUUUCUCUCUUUUUUCGUUCUUUCUUUAACUCAUCUUUACAGUAAACGUUCUGCUUUUAACUUCUUGAACUCUCCUUGACAGAAACAGGAGUAAUUGGUGAUGAAGUUGAAGCUGAGGCCACGGCAAGUUGAGGUGUGGUCUAGAACCAGGAUGAUUCAUCUGCUUGGCCCCCAAGUUGUAGGAAGACCACACUUUUAAAGGCUCUCUGUUAGGAACCUGGUUAUUUUCUGAUGAUUCUGACACGGCUACCUCCCAAUCUGCAAGUUCAGUGAUUUUCCAACCUCCCUCUCAACUCUGCUUCUCACAAACACCAGGUUCUUCCCUCUCCACAAAGCAAGAAGAGAAUGAGUGUUUUGUUUUUUCUCUACCCAGAGUCAAAUUGACAAAUCACAAAGGGUUCAAACAAUCCAACAAUGGAACUGUAAACAAAGAAAAAAUAACAGAGUAUGCAAUGAAACUCAUCAUCUGUAUUACUCAUCUGUGGUCCCCUAGUGUGAUGAUCCCCUGCAUUUUCUCUCAUGCCACUUGUGGUAACAGGGGAAAAGUUUCCUACAAUGGUUACCGGUUGGAUGAAUUUGUUCCCUAGAAAACACCAGCUUAUAUAAGCUAAGAGGAUCUGCAUAUUGCUGAAAUGACUGAGGGAAACACUUGAAUUUGCUGUCCAAUUGGUUUUGGAAACUGAGGAAGUAGGCUUCCUUACAUUUAAUUCAAUGAAGUUUUAAUCAUAGCCACCUUGUCAAUUCGCACAAGUUGUUGGUUUGUACAGAGCAAUUACUUUUUUCUGUCUGUACAGAUAUGAUGAUGGAAGUCAGUAAAAGAAAGGAGUCAGGAAUUGUUCCGGAUGUAGAUGUAGAUACUUUCAUGAAGGUCCUUGAACUUGAUAUUUUUGGUGACACAAUCUUUGGCGACACAAUGGUGGGAGAUGAGAUGAGAAGAGGCAUCUGUGGAGGUCAAAAGAGGAGACUGAGUACUGGUAUCUCCUUGGUGGCUAUCAGCGAUAUGACUCCAGAGAAGUCUGCUCUAGUGACAAGCUGCACGGCUUCAGUUAACAAUCAAUUUGAAAUGAGCCAUAACAACCAUAUGCGCACUCUCCUUUCUGUAACCCUUUCAAAAUUGUUGAGGUACUUCUAGUCCUACUGCUGGCAUUUAGGUCAUUUUUAUCGUUUUAAAUACUUAUUAACAAAACUAAUAAAACAUAAGUAUGAAUUUUUUUUUUAAUUUUUUAAUUUCACAGAUGAGAUUGGCAACUUGUUGCUGAACCUGUUACCAACAAUUGGAAAAAUUAGUGUCAAAUGAGUAGAUUACAAGU
Molecule: messenger RNA, 1338 nt
Organism: Mangifera indica (mango)
Lineage: Eukaryota; Viridiplantae; Streptophyta; Magnoliopsida; Sapindales; Anacardiaceae
Product: pleiotropic drug resistance protein 3-like
Exons: 5
Coding region: 825-1160 (111 amino acids)
Source: RefSeq, a predicted model, not a curated record